This is a messenger RNA of Didymodactylos carnosus, 2098 nucleotides long. The record is from the annotation of a GenBank genome assembly. Lineage: Eukaryota; Metazoa; Rotifera; Eurotatoria; Philodinida; Philodinidae.
UAGGGCUGGAAUAGCAGUUGUUCGACCUCUACCUAACGUAUGUUUCACUAAACUCCACCAACUUUUAGAAGAAGUAAGAACUUUCUUGUUUAUUCUCUUAUAGUAGUUUUCUUUCGUAGAGAGACAAACUACUUUAAAUUCAUUAGCAACUUCUUUAUACAACUGCAAGUGGUAAAGCGAACUCUUACUUUUACGGUAUAGCUUACAUUUCUUCUUAUAUAAAAUACGUAAUUUAUCAUCGAACCAAAUUUCGUCUCGUGGUUCAACAGUUAACUCUUUAUAAGGUACAGAGGUCUUAAUACAAUCAAUUAAGAUUUCUUCAAAGGCUUGCAACCUCUCAUUAACAUUGUUAUAAUUUUUCAGAAACUGCUCUAACGGAAUUUCCUUGAAACGAUUAUUUAUGCUGUCCCAGUUAACAACAUUAUAUUCGUAAAUCGCACGUUUUAUUUUACCUUUACAAGCUAUGCGCGAGUUAAUUCUAAAUUCUAGAAAGUUAUGAUCACUGCAGUACAAUGACGGAUGGAUAGUUAGAUCACAGACAAAAGAAGCAUCAUCUAAAAUUAUUAAAUCUAAACAUGUAUUUGAUAUAUCUCUAGUUACCCCACGAACUAGCUGAUACAUUGUUACAGAAUCAAGGAAUUCAGCGAACUCAAUACCGUCCUUGAUGGAGGAAAUGUGAUUAUUAGACCACAAUUUGUUGUGCGCAUUAAAAUCUCCUACUAAUAAAAUUCUGUCACUUUUAAACUUUGAUGUAUUAAUUUCAUCCAAAAUUCUACGUAGUUCCUCCUUUAAUUGUUUUAUAGGGGUUAGUUUUGGUCGAUAAACAUUCACGAUCAAAACACUCAAUUUGUUUGAAAGAGUUAAACGUACAAUGAGCAUUUCGAACCGAGGACUUUCAAAUUCAUUCAGUCUAACUACGUAAAAGUCAUUUCUCACAUAAAUUGCGCAACCACCACCUUGUCGAUUACGAUCUAAGCGUAUUGGAGAAUGAUAAUGAAGAAAUUUUAUAUCACUGUCUACGAUAUUACUAUCCAACCACGUCUCAGUGAGACACAAAACUACCGGCGAACUCAAAGAUAGAUAAGCGUUAACUGCCUCUUUCUGCGAAGUUAAACUCCGAAUAUUCAUUGACGACAAAGUUAUGCUAGUAGGCACGUUGUUAUUAGUACUCACGGUGGAAAACACACACCACAUCGCUACCGCCUAACCAGGUCAUCUUGACGUUCGACAUAACAACAGAAUAAUAAAAAACGUGAUGAGAAAAAGAGAAAGAAAAGAAUAACUAAAGAAAAUAACUACCUUGGAGGUUAUGUUCCAUUUUAUACUGUCACAUAGUUAGACCAUGCAACAUAUUAUUCGUCAUACUCCGCCGUCGCCUAUAAAUUCGUCUUUAUGAAAAAAGUCGAAAUCGUUGAAAACGACAAUGGACACAGCAAUGGACAACAUUAAUUUAAUUCAGUUAAUCAAAAAUACUGUCACAUCCUUAUUAACAUCUGAUGUAUUCAUGCAAUCGAUUGAAACAAUAGUAAAUAGAGCAUGUCAACGACAUGAUGAACUAAUUAAACAAUUGACUAACGAGUGAAAAGAUACGAAAGAUGAAUUAAGGCUGGUACAAAAUGAUUUGAAUCAAUUGGAGCAAUAUGGAAAGCGACGUGAUCUUCUUAUUUAUGGAAUUUCAUAUACGAAAGAUGAAAAUGUCACUGAUAUUGUCUUAAAAUUAGGUAAUACAUUCGGUUUAACACUAAGGGAAAAUGAUUUUAACGCAAUUCAUCGUUUACAACCUACAAAAAAUUCAGUGGACAAGACGAAACAAUUAAUUAUUGUUAGUUUUCUGAGAUUUACUGAUCGUAACGCUUUUUAUUCGUCUCGGAAACGUUGCCGUGACCAUGAUGAGUUCAAGAACGGGUUUAUCAAUGAACAUUUGACCUAUUGUAAUAACCAAAUAUUCGUUCAUGCACGAAAACAUUUAGAUAAAAAACGUAUUUUUACAAGAAACGGUAAUGUUUUUCUUUAUGUGGAUAAAGGCAAAUAUAAACAAUUGUAUUCUACGUUGGAAAUUGAUAAUGCGUUGAAUAAUUUAACUGUGACAGUUACAUGA